Messenger RNA from Moesziomyces antarcticus, 1077 nucleotides. RefSeq names its product cytoplasmic protein. The transcript has a single exon. Gene Ontology annotation, cellular component: cytosol. Bases 1 to 1077 code for a protein of 358 amino acids. Gene Ontology annotation, biological process: protein insertion into ER membrane. The record is from RefSeq and is a predicted model, not a curated record. NCBI's taxonomy places the organism in Eukaryota, Fungi, Basidiomycota, Ustilaginomycetes, Ustilaginales, Ustilaginaceae. Gene Ontology annotation, molecular function: protein binding.
AUGUCGGGGUACGAGCUGCAUCAGAAGCUGCGCACCAAGGUGGUGCGCCUCACCAAAAAGAAGGCGUAUCCGGAAGCGAUCACCGCUCUCCACACGGGUGCACUCGAGCUGCUCUCGCAGGGCGAGCAGGGCUCCGGAUGCGAUCUGGGCAUCUACAUGCUCGACGUCUACAACCUAGCCGAUACUCCCGUUACGGCCGAGACUCGUUCUCGCGUCACCGACAUUGUUGCAGCUGCCAAGGCGGACUUUUGGCGCAAGAAGCUCGUGGAUGCGGCUGUCAAGUGGAGCUCCAAGAGCGGUGGUGCUGAUGCGGAGCUGCGGUUGUUCGCCGCCAAGCUGUACGCCAAAGACGGGGAGUACGAGCUUGCCGAACCGCACUUUCUUGCUGCAUCCAGUAGCGAUCCGGAGGCGGCUAAGGAGUUUGCGGGCGCAAUGGCGGCGUGGUUGUCGGCAGUAGCCAAGAGGGCGACCGAAGAGAAAGGGGAGGAGCGAACGCAGGAUGCGAUUGAGCGCAUCGAGGCGGGUCGUUUUGCUCUGCGCGCUACGCUGCCGCUUCUUGCCAGUCGCAAUGUUCCGGCGGCGGUGGCGUUCAUCCAGACGUACCUCGAGACGCUCACGGCGCGGUUGCGAUCGCUACUGCUGCCCAUCUCGCCCAACCCACGCGCGUUUACCGCCCCGAACGGCACCCAGACCGACUUCAAGCUCAGCAUCACCGCCAACUCGGAACUCAACUUUGCCCAGAUGGCUACCGCGCUCUCGCUCGCCGCCCAGUCCGGGGUCAAUGACGCGCUGCGUACGGCGUGGGCGAAUCUCGUACGUCAGUUCGAGCGCGAAUCGCAGCCCGACCCCAACGCCACCGGUGCCAUCGCCCAGAUCGGCACGGCAGUGUUCGGGAUCGCCCAGAGAAGACAGGGCGGCAACAUGCUCAGCGACAUGAUGGCCAGCCUGUUCAAUGCUCCACCCCAGCAACAGCGUGUAGCUGCACCACCUACACAGUCGAACCAACCCCCACCGUCUGCAACGUCGGCAGCUACAGAGGCCAAAGCUGACGACCUCGUCGACGACGAAAUGGACUGA